This is a messenger RNA of Alosa alosa (allis shad), 2747 nucleotides long. Its product is annotated as transcription factor 12-like. The coding region runs from base 166 to 1638 and encodes 490 amino acids. Gene Ontology annotation, molecular function: DNA-binding transcription factor activity, RNA polymerase II-specific; RNA polymerase II cis-regulatory region sequence-specific DNA binding; protein dimerization activity. The record is from RefSeq and is a predicted model, not a curated record. NCBI's taxonomy places the organism in Eukaryota, Metazoa, Chordata, Actinopteri, Clupeiformes, Clupeidae. The transcript is spliced from 13 exons. Gene Ontology annotation, cellular component: transcription regulator complex. Gene Ontology annotation, biological process: regulation of transcription by RNA polymerase II.
GAAUGAUUGUGUGUGUGUGUGUGUGUGUGUGUGUCGGGCAGCAGCCCUGGCUGAAAGGACGUGCGUGUCUGUGAGUGUGUGUGUGUACUCUAAGAAAGGGGUUUGUGGAUUACACUCUCGGAGUGAAGAUUAACACACUUUAGGGGCAACUCUGCGGACGCAGUCAUGUACUGUGUGCACCCCAACACUCCGUCUGGCAACUCCCGUGUGCACUACUACAACGGCAAAACUGCAUAUGCUCCACCUUCCGUAUCAGAGGGACUCUCUCCGUCACAUUCCUCCACCAAACUGCCUGGCACCGCCAUCAGCAGCUUACUGCUGGAUGGAGCCACCAACUCUCCCAAUCUCUGGAGCUCGUCCAAUGGGAUCACACUGUCGGGUCACGGAGCCACGCUGGGGACUCAGUGCGCUGGCCAAUCACUGUCAGGAAACUAUGGCAACGUGCCAUCACACAAGCGGCAGAGUUUGUCUCCUCAUGCCAUGUCGAUGUCCAAGGCCAAUAAGAGCCUCCCACCCAUGUCCACCUUCCACCGGACCAGCGGCAGCAAAGCUGUACUGGCCACAGGAGCCCAGCGCUUCAUCGCAUCUGAAGGCUCUCAGACUGGGGACGCUCUGGGCAAAGCGCUGGCCUCGAUUUAUUCUCUAGACCCGAGUGGCAGCUUUAGCUCCAGUGCGUCCACUCCAGUCAGGUCUCAAUCCCCCCUCACCGCAACCACAGGAUCUAGUCCGUGGCCACCUGUGACUGUGCAGACCAUCCUGCCACCAUGCUAUGACACCAUGCUGCACUCUGUGAUGGAGGACCGGUUGGACAGACUGGACGACGCCAUUCAUGUCCUGAGGAACCAUGCUGUGGGCGAGCCCUUCAGCACCUUAACCAAUGAGCUGCACAGCCCUCUGCCUCUCCCUGGCCACGAACCAAUCACUGCCAUACGACCAAACUUCUCCACAAGCCAAUCCUCCCCAGUGGUAGGACCAGCGAGAGGUGAACCAGCCAAUCCCUCUCCUCUUUCCACCCCCAGGAUCCCGCCUACAGCAGACCUGACCAAUCAGGGAGAUGGAUUUCGAGGAAUUGACUCACUGCUGCUUCCUGCGGCACUGCCUGUGGGGUUGGGGUCCGCAGCCAGAGUGCCACUGGUGCUGAAGGUGGAGACCAUGGAGGGGGAUACACACACUCACACACUCUUACACACACACUCCUCCUGUGAGUUCAGGUCAGAUGAAGACAGCGACGCUAGAGAAUCCAAAACACCAGGGGAGAUGACCACCAGGAACAGCAUCCACGAGGAUGAGGACCUGACCCCGGAGCAGAAGGCAGAGCGGGAGCGGGAGAGGAGGCUGGCCAAUAACGCACGAGAGCGUCUGCGUGUGCGCGACAUCAACGAGGCGUUUCAGGAGCUCGGCCGCAUGUGUCAGCUGCACCUGCAGAGUGAGAAGCCGCAGACCAAACUGCUCAUACUGCACCAGGCUGUCACCGUCAUCCUCAGCCUCGAGCAGCAAGUCAGAGAGCGGAACCUGAACCCCAAGGCUGCGUGUCUGCGCCGGCGAGAGGAGAGUGUGACUCCGCCCACUCUGGACCCCCAGUCUGUCCACGCAGCGCUGCACGUCGGCCUGCCGGACACACUCACCGGCCCCCUCUGACCUGGCCAACGCAGAGGGCGUGAUCCACCAGAAGGAGGCCGAGGGACUGACAACAGCUUGUGGACAACACCAUGGCGAUGGCGUGAACAUUCCUGGGGACAGCCUGAAACACAUACACGCAGAGAGUCACACACAUCACACAUACAUACACACACACACACACACACACACACACAAACACACAGCCUGUGGACAACACCAUGAUGUGGACAUUCCUGGGGACAGACACACAGUAGCACAGCAAUUCCUAUGACCAGACUGGAAAAGACUUACUGUAGUCUCCCCCUUAAGUGCACCUUGUGCAGUGAAUCAGUAUUUGCUUAGAACAAUCAGCCACCGUUUAGCAGUGGAUAUGAAUACUACAUUCUCACAUGACAAUCUCACCUGAGAGACACCGUAUUUCUCCCGUGUAGCAUGUCCACGCUUGAGAAGUGUUUUUUCUAAAGCCAGUGUGUGUGUGUGUGUGUGUGUGUGUCAACUGGUGAUUUGGGUGCCGAGAGGACGUCAUAGGACCAGUCAUAAAGAAUAUGGUGUGUCUCUGUGUGUGCAUGUGUGUUCCAUUCCAUUUUCUCAAUUUUUUUUAUUUUAUAACAUUAGCAUCAGUAGAUAUCUAGUCUGUCCAUAAAGCCCACAGUUUGAUAUUUCUGGUAUUCAUGACAAUAUUGGUGUCUGAGACUGCAUAUGUUGUGAACUAACCCUUUAAACAUGCCGUUCCUCUGGUUAUCCUCUAACGUCUUACACACCACAGGGCUUCCCAAACUAUAUCUAGACUAUUACCAAAACAAAACAGCUGAUUGUCUUCUUUUGAAUUCUUUUUUAACUUUACCUCUUCUUAUUGUACUUGUUUGUCCAGAGUUCUAUUGGAAGGUCACUCGCAGGAGUGCAGACAUAAGAGAGAUUUUAUUAUCUAAAACAAAGGUUUAAAACGCUUUCUUCUGUAUGAGCUAGGCUACAAGCUGAGCAUUAUAGGAUGCAGUAUAUUAAGUUAGGUUACAUGUACUUUUGUAGACAUAUGACUUGCUCUUUUUAUACACUAUCACGCUUUCCGCAAAGGUGUCAGUUGAAUACAUGUCUAUGUAGAAUUUCGAAAUAAAGAUACUCAGUGAAAA